Solenopsis invicta (red fire ant) is the source of this 4668-nucleotide messenger RNA. RefSeq lists its product as uncharacterized. Gene Ontology annotation, biological process: DNA integration; proteolysis. The transcript is spliced from 4 exons. Lineage: Eukaryota; Metazoa; Arthropoda; Insecta; Hymenoptera; Formicidae. The record is from RefSeq and is a predicted model, not a curated record. Bases 1 to 4668 code for a protein of 1555 amino acids. Gene Ontology annotation, molecular function: nucleic acid binding; aspartic-type endopeptidase activity.
AUGGAUUCAAUGUCAUUAUCGCAAGCCAAGACUAGGCGUAAUACAAUCAAAGCAUCUUUAACGCGUCACAAGAACACGUUAGAAAAUUUUAAUGUUACACAAGGUUCGCGACACAUCGAAGAACGUAAGAGACGAUUAACCGAAUUAUGGGAUCAGUUCGAGAUCGUGCAAUCGAGAAUAGAAAUGCUAGAAAAUGAAGAUCCAUUAAAUACAGACAAAAAUUUACUACUCUCCCAACAAGGGCAACAAAGAGCGAAUUUUGAGGCGCUUAUGAUGAUUGCUAUCAAAAGACCAACCGAUGCGUGGGAUGACUUAAUCAUCCAUGUCAUAACCUCAAAACUUGAUCCUGUCACAACCAAGUCUUGGGAAACUAGCAUUCCUGACAAAGAGAUACCAAGUUUAAAAACCUUGACUGAUUUUCUUUCUAAGCGCUGCCAAGCACUUGAAACAAUCUUCAGCAAGCUAUCAAUCCAUCAAUCUGUUAACUCAAAGCCCACUAACAAGUCAAAGGGCUCUUCUGUUACUAAUUUGGCCACGUCUAACUUGUCAUGUCCACAAUGCAAGGAAACUCAUCCUUUAUAUUAUUGUGAAGCCUUUCUUAAAUUACCAGUAGAGAAAAGAUUGUCUAUCGUAAAAAAGGCUCAUUUAUGCGUCAAUUGCUUAAGAUCUAAUUCGCAUCAAGCUAAAGAUUGCACUUCAAGUUCUUGUCGCAAAUGCAGCAAAAAACACAAUACUUUGCUGCACUUGUCGAGUUCAACCAGCGAUAAUAAAGCGCCCGUUACAAAUGAAUCCACUCCUGCCGAAAAGGAAAAACCUAUGCAACCAGUUGUUAUACAAUGUUUAUUAGCUCAUUAUUUGUUAGGCAUUAUAUUGUCAACAACUAUUGUACACGCAUUCGAUCACAAAAACGAGAUUAUUCCCUGCCGCGUGUUAUUAGAUAGCGGGUCUCAAAUGAAUUUUGUAACCAAAGAAUUUGCUGAUAAAUUGCAUCUCAAAGAACAAGCGAUAGAUGCUUCCGUUUCCAGUAUAGCUCAAGGAACUAUUCAAGCCAAAAGGAUGAUCAAUGUACAUAUCAAAUCGCGCUUUAAUCAAUUUAAUCAUAACCUAGAAUGUAUAAUCUUGCCAAAAAUUAUACAAUCAUUACCUCAAAGAUUUUUUUCCAAACGAGAAUUAACAAUACCGAAUCAUAUUAAAUUAGCUGACCCCAAUUUUAACGUCCCUGCGGAUAUCGACAUGUUGAUAGGUUCAGAGCUAUUUUGGCGGUUAAUGUGUCCAGGUCAAAUUGCAACUUCUAGAGAGCAACCCACCCUACAAAAAACUCUCUUGGGAUGGGUCGUAGCUGGACCGUCACCAGACAACGCUGCAAAUUAUACAUCUUCAAUCGUUAGCUGCCUUGCUGUCACGGAGGAUUUAAAUCGCACACUCAGCCGAUUUUGGGAAAUUGAUCACACGAUAUCUUCUCCUGAAUGUUCCCCAGAACAACGAAUUUGCGAACAGCUUUUUUUGCAUACUGUGAAACGUAAUAACGAUGGGCGUUUCAUAGUCCAAUUACCGGUAAAGGAGGACAAAUUAAUGAAUCUUGGAGAUUCUGAAGAAAUUGCCACACGUCGCUUUAAACAUUUAGAGAAACGCCUUAUAAAAUCGCCCAAAAUGUACGAGGAAUACAAGCAAUUCAUGAAUGAAUACAUACAACUUGGCCACAUGCGUGAGGUCACUCAAUGUUCACGAUCAAUCGACAAGAUCUAUUAUCUACCGCAUCAUGCAGUGUACAAGGAAACAAGCACUACAACCAAGCUGCGAGUAGUUUUCGAUGGUUCCGCCAAAACAUUGACCGGGAUUUCAUUGAACGACGCACUUAUGGUCGGCCCUACAAUUCAGGACGAUCUGUUCUCGAUAUUAAUUAGAUUCCGCUCCUUCAAGUACGCCUUGACUGCUGAUGUGAUAAAAAUGUACAGACAGGUACUGAUAGAUCCUGCACAAACUCCUCUCCAACGCAUUUUCUGGCGUGAUUCUCAAAACAAACCAAUCCGAACUUACGAACUUCUUACCGUUACGUAUGGUACUGCAUCUGCUGCCUUUUUGGCUAUUCGAUCUCUAAGAAAGCUAGCUGAAGACAAUUCCGUUAAAUUUCCAAUCGGCUCCAGGACAGUGCUAAACGACUUCUACGUCGACGACUUGGUUUCUGGAGCAGAAACUUUGCAAGAAACGCUUGCGAUUAAAACAGAAACGUCUCAAUUACUGCUAGAGGGUCUAUUUGAGUUGCACAAAUGGUCUUCCAACGAUUCGGCUCUACUAGAUAACCAAACCCUGUCACAUCAAAAGGAAUUUGUCUUGUCUACUGAUAAGGAAUCUGAGACACGAGCACUGGGCCUUAUUUGGAAUUGCAGCUCUGAUAAUUUUAAAUUCUCCAACUCCACAUCUUUAUCACUGUUACAAACGCCAACUAAAAGAAGCAUACUCUCAAGAAUCGCUUUAAUAUUUGAUCCUCUUGGAUUGCUUGGGCCUUCUACAGUCAUCGCUAAACUUAUCAUUCAAGAACUUUGGCGUUUAAGACUCGAUUGGGACGAAUCACUACCUCUCGAUAUUGACACAAAGUGGAAGCGCUACGAAUUUGAGCUAUCAACAGUAACAGACAUAUCAAUACCACGUCGAGUCAUCUCAUUAGAUCAGUACAUCAAUUUAGAGCUUCAUGGUUUUUCUGAUGCCAGCGAGCUUGCCUAUGGAGCGUGCAUCUAUUUGCGUGCUACUGGCAUUGAUGGUCAACACUCGGUUAAUCUUCUUUGCUCAAAAAAUAGAGUCGCUCCCUUGAAAGGAUUAUCUAUUCCUCGACUCGAAUUAUGUGCAGCUCUUUUGCUGGCACAGCUCACUAAUAAGGUUUUAAAAAGCCUAACAUGCAAAAUUGAAUCUGUUUACCUGUGGACUGAUUCCACCAUUGUACUAGCUUGGCUACAGUCUUUUAGUCGCACUUGGACUCCAUUUGUUGCCAACCGCGUUGGUGAAAUCCAACAAUUAACUACUAUUCAAGACUGGCACCACGUCAGUAGUAAAGACAACCCAGCUGAUCUAUUGUCCAGAGGCAUUUCUCCUGCAUCAUUACCUCAGUCACAACUCUGGUGGUCAGAACCCUCCUGGUUAAAUCUCAACAAAGAAGAUUGGCCUCAAUUUCCAUAUUCAACAAACCACCAGGACAUACCUGAAGCCAAAUCCAUUGCCAUCGCCACAGCCACCACCGAAAAGGUUUUCAACAUUUUUGAACAAUUUUCAAGUCUUAUGAAGCUUCUUCGUGUUGUAUCAUACAUUUUUCGAUUUUACAACAAGUUGAAACAAAGGAUCAAACACACUGAAGCUCAUGUCUACAGCAUCUCACCUAAUGAAAUAGCCCAUUCUAUUCAAGUUUUGACAAGGCUUAUUCAACAAGAGUAUUUCUCUAAAGAACUAGAAUUACUUGCAAAACAGCAAAAUCUUAAUAAGAAUAGCUCUAUUUUACGACUAAAUCCAUUCAUCGACGAAAUAGGGAUUUUAAGAGUUGGUGGUCGACUCAAAUUUUCUCAUCUUCCUUAUGACGCUAAGCAUUCCAUACUGCUUCCUGCUUCCGUCGCCAUCCCUUUUCGCGUCUCAUUGUUAUUCACGAACAUCAGAGACACUUCCACGCAGGCCCUCAAGCAACAUUGUCUGCUAUCUCCAAAAAUGGCUUCUACAUUAAUGGGAAACCUUCCUAAACAUAGAAUUACAGUGCCUGAACGGCCUUUUUUCAUAUGUGGCAUUGACUAUGCUGGUCCUUUUUACAUUAAGGAAGGAACUCGAAAAAAAGCAAAAUUAUUCAAGUGCUACAUGGCAAUUUUUGUAUGCUUCGCUACUACUGCUGUUCACAUUGAGCUAGCAACAGAUCUAUCUACCGCAGCUUUCUUAAACGUUUUAAAGCGCUUUAUUUCCCGGAGAGGACAUCCAUCAGAUAUUUAUUCUGACAACGGCCUAAACUUCAAAGGUGCUUGCCGUGAGCUAACUGAGCUAGCAACAGUGUUCAACGAUCAACAAAACCAACAGCAGAUUAUCGGCUAUGUAUCUGCUAAAGGAAUCAACUGGCACUUUACACCCCCUAGAGCGCCUCACCAAGGUGGACUAUGGGAAGCUGCAGUUAAGUCUGCCAAGCGUCAUCUACUUUGUAUAACCAAGGAGACCAACUUAAAAUACAAAGAGUUAAAAACAUUGCUUGUUCAAGUUGAAGCCAUUUUAAAUUCUCGUCCGCUGACUCCACUAUCAUCAGAUUCUCAUGAUCUCACACCGCUAACUCCAGGACAUUUUUUGAUAGGAAGCCCACUGACUUCUUACCCGGAACCAUCCUUAGAAAGGCUACCUGUAAAUCGCCUUUCUCGCUGGCAACAUGUCAAGCAGUUAAGACAACACUUUUGGAAAAGAUGGUUACGAGAAUAUCUACAUCAUUGCCAACAACGAACUAAAUGGAUGAUCAAGGAAAAUCCAGUACACGUGGGACAAAUAGUCCUUCUUCAAGAAGACUCUACUUUGCCCUUAACAUGGUCCCUCGCUAGAAUACAAGCUGUACAUCCCGGUGAUGACGGUAUAAUUCGUACUGUAACUCUACGUACCGCUAAAGGAACUUACAAACGUUCCAUAACGCGUCUGUGUUUACUUCCCUCCGAAGAUCACUAG